AUGCAGUCGUCCACUGGCAGCACAUACAGCAUCUGGAAGCUGACAGACCUGGAUCAGACCACGCUGUCCAUCUUUCUUUUUAGCGGAGCACACGACGAGCUGUGGAAGCAGGCCCCUGGCACCCUGAUCGCCAUCUUCACCCCCAAAGUGAAGAAUGACAGGGAGCUGUGUCUGACAGCAAUUUCAGGAGACCAGGUGUGGGUCCUCGGCACGGCAGCCGAGUUCGGGUACUGCAGGGCUCAGAAGAAGUCGGAGUAUAACCGCGUCAAGCCGUUGGGACGGAAUGAGUUCCAGGGAAGUACGCUGUCUACCGCAUUCCGCGCCGGACAGCAGAAGGGACUGCAUUGGCAGCCGGGGCGAUUCGAGCCCCGCAUCGCGGCCAAGCCCAGGAUGCACGCGGCCAGCCCAGCGGCGCUUUCCAGCCUCGCGGGCGCGGCCGCCAGCCGCGGCAGCACGGCCGGGUCCAAGUACCUCGUCAGCAUCGCCGACCCCGCCAGCGUGGCGGCCGCGGCGGCCUCGCGCUCUGCGGCGGGUGGGGCGCUGCACAAGGCCCUGCCCCAGGGUCGAUCCGUGGGGACGCUGGUGUCGCAGGUCCAGCGUGGCACCAAGCGCAAGGGCGGGGCGGUGCCGGCCGGUGGCCGGGGAUCCGCGUCGCCCGCCGGUCCCGACGAGGUGCAGCUGGCUGCCAGCGACGACGAGGGCGAGGGCGAUGGGCAUGGCCCCCACGACCCCGGGCGCAGGGCCUCCGGGGACGACGGCGCGCGCGGCCGCGCCCUGGCCCUCCUCAUGUCCACCAGGGCGGGGCAGCGUGGCUUCACGGCCCCGCCCCGGCCAGCGGUGCCGGAGUUCCUGGCGGCUCCCCUGAGGGCGGCCAAGAGCGGCGGCCCGCAGCCCGAUUCUGGGACCCCGGCGGCAGGAGCAGUAGAGCUGGCCGCAGUGGCUGCAGGGCCGCAGAAGCCCUCUGCCACCAAUACAAGGCGGCAGCGGGCAAGCAGUCUGGGGAAGGAGAACCGAGCGGAGCCCUCCAAGCUGGCCUCCGCGUUUGGGGAGGCGGUACUGGCCCAGGAGGGGGAUGGGCUCGCAGCCCCGGGCUCCAGGUAUGCCGAGCUGGUGGACGAUGAGGACGCGGCUCGGCUGGACGGGGUGCUGCAAGUGCUGGAAAGGAAGGACGAGCUGGCCGCCAGGAUGGACGCCACCACCAAGCUCCAGGUCCAGGCCUUCUCCUGCCGUCACUGCAAGUACGUGGCUGAGAAACGGCGGCCCGAGUGCGGCGGCCAUCCCCACCUGGUGGACAGGGUCACGGCGACCAAGCGGUGGUGGGGCUGCGAAGCCUGCCACCACCGCUUCGCGACCAUGGGGGUGAAGUACCCGACCACCCGCUGCGCCAAAUGCAACCACCCAGAAAACGGCUUCAAGGCCCUGAGCCAGUGGCGGCCGGGCAAGGAGUCGCGCACGGACCAGCAGUCUAGCGUGGCGGACCGGAGCCAGCUCCUGACGCGCGGCGUCGAGCAGAAGUGGGUCGGCGGCUGA
Auxenochlorella protothecoides is the source of this 1530-nucleotide messenger RNA. RefSeq names its product MCM10-like protein. Gene Ontology annotation, molecular function: single-stranded DNA binding; DNA replication origin binding. The record is from RefSeq and is a predicted model, not a curated record. Lineage: Eukaryota; Viridiplantae; Chlorophyta; Trebouxiophyceae; Chlorellales; Chlorellaceae. The transcript is spliced from 6 exons. Gene Ontology annotation, biological process: DNA replication initiation. Gene Ontology annotation, cellular component: replication fork protection complex. The coding region runs from base 1 to 1530 and encodes 509 amino acids.